Molecule: messenger RNA, 369 nt
Organism: Chondrus crispus (carragheen)
Lineage: Eukaryota; Rhodophyta; Florideophyceae; Gigartinales; Gigartinaceae
Source: the annotation of a RefSeq genome assembly
AUGGAUUUUACAGUACAAAAGAAGUCAAAUAUUAUAUCUCAAAUAGAAAAAAAUUUUUUCAAGCAAAAUAUUCCGAAUAUUAAUGUGGGAGAUAGUGUUAAAAUAGGUUUAAUAAUACAAGAAGGAAACAAAGAAAGAACACAAAUAUCUGAUGGAGUUAUAAUAUCAAAAAAUAAUGCUCAUCUUAAUACCACUAUUACUGUUCGAAAAGUAUUGCAAAAUAUAGGUGUAGAAAAAGUAUAUUUAAUACAUUCACCAAGAAUUAUAAGUAUUGAAGUCACAAGAAAAUCAAAAGUUCGUAGAGCAAAAUUAUAUUAUUUAAGACAAAGAUCUGGUAAAGCUACACGCUUAAAACAAAAAUUUAUUUAA